Molecule: messenger RNA, 2120 nt
Organism: Prunus persica (peach)
Lineage: Eukaryota; Viridiplantae; Streptophyta; Magnoliopsida; Rosales; Rosaceae
Exons: 3
Biological process (GO): proteolysis
Molecular function (GO): nucleic acid binding; zinc ion binding; aspartic-type endopeptidase activity
Source: RefSeq, a predicted model, not a curated record
ACUACGGUCUCCUGAAUCCUGCCAGUUUGCGGCUCGGAUACACUAUGUGUCGCCGAGACCUGCCAGGGGAAUUAACGGAUUUACAGAGGAUUUGACAGUUUUACAGGGGUACACCUAGGCCGUAGAAGAACGAAGGAAACCACUCGGGCCAUCAUCCUAGCUUCCGACCCACCACCAAAGUUUGAUUAUGGGCCCGAAGCGUGGUGGUUUCCGUAGGGGGACGAGACAGUCGUCCCGAGUGAGGGGACAGGACCCUCCUCCAGAACCAGAGAAUUUUCCUACCCCAGAACCGGUCCAAGAACCGGUUGAACAGUCAUUUGUUGGAGGCCCCUCAGGGCCCGCACCUCCUAUGCCCACGGUGAUGGGAGACCCAACUUUUUAGCAGACCUUAGAGAUGUUGACUCAGGCCCUAUCCCGGGCAGGGCAGCCUAGAGACCCGUCCUUGGGAUACGCAGACCAAGCAAAAAGAAUUGGGGCCAUAGAUUUUGAUGGUACUGGCGACCCAGCAGUGGCCGAAGGGUGGAUAGAGAGGAUGGAACGGAUCAUGGAAGUGAUGGCCGUUCCACAGGAUCGCAGAGUACUUUUGGCCAGUUUCUUUUUGAUCGGAAAUGCUAGACACUGGUGGGAGUCAAUUAAAAGGAGAUAUCCAGAUCCGUCAGUCAUUUCAUGGCCAGUUUUUCGAGCUGUUUUUAACAGCCAAUAUUAUCCACAAGCGUACCAGAAUUUGAAGAUGCAGGAAUUUUUGCAGUUGGACCAGGGGUUGAUGACAGUACUGGAGUACGAGAAGAAGUUUAAUGAGUUAUCAAAGUACUGUAUUCCACUGGUAGAGGAUGAAAGCAAAAAGUGUCAAUUGUUCACUAAAGGAUUGAAAGCCUCUAUCAGGGACAUUGUAAUUAGUCAACGGCUGACGAACUUUGGAGACUUGGUGAUGUCAGCUUCGCUGGUAGAGAGUAGUCAGAUGAUGGUCAGGGCACAAGGUGAACCUCGGAGACGAUUAUUUGAUUUAGGUGGUCCCAGUCAGGGGUCAUCCAAGAGAGGCAGUUACAGUGCUGGAUCAUCUAGGGGUCGUAGUUUUAGAGGUUUUCGACCAGGAAUUAGUUCCAGUGGAGGCUCAAACCGGAGUGGUAGUUUUGGAAGCCGUUUGGUGGGCAAUGCAGUUAGAGGUUCUGGGAGACAAUCACCCUCAGCAGUUGGGGGGAGGAGGAAUCCACAGUGUACUGUGUGUGGCAGAUAUCAUACCGGAACCUGUCGGCAAGGAACCACAGGAUGUUUCCAUUGUGGUCAGCCUGGACAUUUCUUGCGAGAGUGCCCAGUAUUACUUCAGGGUGGAGAAGCGACUGUUACAAUGCCUACAGAGAUAGGCACAGAGGGCAAAACGCAGUUUAGAGGAGCCUCGUCCAGUGGUGGGAUCCAGACUAGUGUUGCAAGCCGAGGUGGCAGUCAGCAGCAGGGACGAGGUGGACGUGCUAGAGCCACAGGCAGGGUGUAUCACAUGUCCCAGCAGCAGGCACAGCCGUCGCCAGAUGUGGUGACAGGUAUGUUAUCAGUCUUUGGAACUCCUGCUAGAGUUUUGAUUGAUUCUGGGGCUACGCACUCAUUUGUUACGCCUAGUGUUGCCCGCAACGCUGAUGUCAGACAGUCAGCCCUACGGGAUGAAUUAGCAAUCUCUGUACCGACAGGAGAGAUCUUUUAUGUAGGUACGGUAUAUAGUGAUAGUGCAAUAUUAGUAAGGGAUGUGUGUUUAGAAGCAGAUUUGAUUCCACUAGAAAUGGUGGGCUUGGAUGUUAUAUUGGGCAUGGAUUGGCUAGUUAAGCACCAUGCCGCAGUAGAUUGCUUCCGGAAAGAAGUUAUACUUCGUAGCCUUGGACGCCCUGAAGUGACAUUUUAUGGUGAGCGUAGAGUGCUCCCAUCUAGCCUCAUUUCAGUGAUGAUGGCAACGAGAUUGCUCAGAAAAGGGUGCUCAGGAUAUGUAGCUUAUAUAGUGGAUAGUAGGACUCAGGAGUUAAAGUUUGAGGAUAUACCAGUAGUUCGGGAUUUUCCAGAUGUAUUCCCGGAUGAUCUUCCUGGGUUACCUUCCCAUCGGGAGAUCGAGUUCACUAUUGAACUCAUGCCAGGAACAA